CCCCUGGGCUGCGACUUUGCCUCCAGAAAGGGGGUUUUGGGGUUUGUUUUGCAGCAGCCCUGCCCCUCAUCCGGCCCCGAACCACGGAGUCGCAGCCAGAGGAAAAAUGGCAGCAGGCCAACCACACCUGAGCAUCCAGCUGUCAGACCCGGACGCAAACGGCAUCCCCAGCGGGAAGCGGUCUCCUCCUGACUCAGCUGGCAGGGAAGGCAGCGUCCUCACCUUCCACAACAUCUGCUACCACGUGGAGAUGAAGACUGGCUUCCUGUGCUGCAAAAAAACAGCGGAGAAGGAGGUUUUGAGAGACGUCAGUGGCAUCAUGAGACCAGGCCUGAAUGCCAUUUUGGGACCCACCGGCAGCGGGAAAUCUUCUCUACUUGACAUUCUGGCAGCAAGGAAGGAUCCCCGUGGGCUUUCUGGUGACAUUUUGAUCAACGGAGCUCCUCAGCCUGCCAACUUUAAAUGUACCUCUGGAUAUGUAGUACAGGAUGAUGUGGUGAUGGGAACCUUGACCGUAAGAGAAAACCUGAAGUUCUCAGCAGCGCUUCGUUUGCCCAGGACAGUGAAGGAGCAUGAGAAGAACGAGCGAGUCGAUCAGAUCAUCAAGGAGCUGGGUUUGAGCCAAGUGGCAGAUUCAAAGGUUGGCACCCAGUUCACUCGCGGGGUGUCCGGCGGGGAGCGGAAAAGGACCAACAUUGGGAUGGAGCUCAUCACGGACCCUGCCAUCCUGUUUUUGGAUGAGCCAACUACAGGGCUGGAUGCCAGCACUGCUAACGCUGUCCUGCUGCUUCUGAAAAGGAUGGCAAAACAGGGGAAAACCAUCAUCUUCUCCAUCCACCAGCCUCGCUACUCCAUCUUCCGCCUGUUUGACAACCUGACGCUGCUGGCAGCAGGCAGGGUGUUGUACCACGGGCCAGCUCAGCAAGCCCUCUGCUACUUCCAGGCCAUUGGCUAUCAGUGUGAGCCCUACAACAACCCUGCUGACUUCUUCCUGGACGUCAUCAACGGAGACUCCACAGCCGUGGCAGGGAGUAAGGCUGAUGGACCUGACACAGGGAGCACGGAGCGGAGCAAGGAAGGGGAGAAAACCUUGGCUGAGAAUUUAGCAGAGAAAUACUCCAACUCGGCCUACUACCAAGAAACAAAAGCAGCAUUAGAGAGCAUUCCCUUGGGAAAGAGGAAGAAACCGAAGGCAGUUUUCCGGCAGAUCACCUAUGCCAACCCCUUCUUCCAUCAGCUGAAGUGGGUGUCCAGGCGCACCUUCAAAAACCUGCUGGGAAACCCUCAGGCAUCGAUAGCUCAGCUGUGUGUCACUGCUUUCCUGGGACUAGUUGUGGGCUGCAUUUUCUUUGGGCUUAAAGAGGACUUCACUGGACUGCAGAACAGGGUGGGGGCACUGUUCUUUCUGACCACCAACCAGUGUUUCAGCAGCAUCUCAGCCAUCGAGCUCUUCGUGGUGGAAAAAAAGAUCUUUCUACACGAAUAUAUCAGUGGGUACUACAGAACAUCUGUGUAUUUCAUCUCCAAGCUGAUGGCUGAUUUGAUACCCAUGAGGACCAUGCCAAGCAUCAUCUUCACCUGCAUCAUUUACUUCAUGUUGGGUUUGAAACCGACAGGAGAAGCCUUCUUCACCAUGAUGUUUACCCUCAUGAUGGUGUCCUACACAGCCACCUCCAUGGCCCUGGCCAUUGCAGCAGGGCAGAGCGUGGUGUCUGUGGCCAACCUGCUGAUGACUAUCACCUUUGUUUUUAUGAUUAUUUUCUCUGGGUUGCUGGUCAAUCUCACGAGCAUCAUGUCCUGGCUCUCCUGGCUCAAAUACUUCAGCAUCCCUCGAUAUGGAAUGACAGCUUUGCAGAUCAAUGAGUUGACUGGCUUGAACUUCUGUGGCAGCAGCAACAGGACAGGGGUGGUCAGUGGUGGCAACUACCCACAGAUCAGCCAGCCGUGGUGCACAGGAGAAGAGUAUCUGAAGAACCAAGGAAUUGAUGCAAGUAGCUGGGGCCUGUGGCAGAACCACCUGGCUCUGGCCUGCAUGACACUACUGUUCCUUGCCAUUGCCUACCUGAAGCUGCACCUCAUGAAGAAGUUCUCCUAAGGCCAGGAUGAAGACAUGAAGACCAAAAAAAAAAUAAUCCCACUGUUCAGUUGGCUGAGAAACUGACCUGGUUCUUUUGUUUUUUUUAAGAGACCUUCCUUUGUGCUUCGGUUUGGGAUGACCCAAGUUGACCCCGUGCAUGCCACCCUGGGGUGGGAAAUGCUGGGUGUUCUGGUGCUUUGCUGAGAGCUCUAGGAGGGCCUCAUUUUCUCUUUGCCACGACGAGUUUACAACUGCUCAGUUCUUCAAGAGACCGUUCAGCCUUUCUACGUGUUCUUGCUUUAAAUUUCUUAAACAACGACUCUCAUAUUUAAUGGCUCCCUCUGAAAAGAAAGAAGAUAUAAAUGGUUCCAUGCUUUGAUCAGCACAUUCACUGGCAGGUAAUUCAGCCCACAGUGGUGCUUCUCAGGACACCAGUGUAGUCUUGACUGCUGGUGUGGUCACAAUGUCUACAAGAGAGUGACAGCAACACCCUCUCCCCCCCCAGGGCACGUCUCUAUUUAGGAACAACCACUGCUCCACUGUGCUCAGCUGGUGCCAUCCAGGUUUCUUCUUACCAGGCUUGAGGGGUAGAAACACUGUUUUUACAAACAAAAGGCAACUCUGUGCUUCCUCACUCUGCCAGUUUGCAGGGUUCUUGGACUGAAAUGUGCCUUUUUCUCUCUUACCUGCAAAUCCUGCUCAGCAGCACUUCCAGCUGGGAUCUCUGCCCUUUUCACUCCCCAUCAUUAAUUCAUGCAAUAAAGUUUUGGCCUGUUGAAAAGACCU
Apus apus (common swift) is the source of this 2863-nucleotide messenger RNA. RefSeq names its product ATP binding cassette subfamily G member 2 (Junior blood group) (gene ABCG2). Gene Ontology annotation, molecular function: ATP binding; ATP hydrolysis activity; ABC-type transporter activity. Lineage: Eukaryota; Metazoa; Chordata; Aves; Apodiformes; Apodidae. Bases 107 to 2095 code for a protein of 662 amino acids. The transcript is spliced from 16 exons. The record is from RefSeq and is a predicted model, not a curated record. Gene Ontology annotation, cellular component: plasma membrane.